This is a messenger RNA of Xenopus tropicalis (tropical clawed frog), 5105 nucleotides long. It is a transcript of the gene dph2, whose product is annotated as diphthamide biosynthesis 2. Gene Ontology annotation, molecular function: 2-(3-amino-3-carboxypropyl)histidine synthase activity. NCBI's taxonomy places the organism in Eukaryota, Metazoa, Chordata, Amphibia, Anura, Pipidae. The coding region runs from base 387 to 1823 and encodes 478 amino acids. The transcript is spliced from 6 exons. The record is from RefSeq and is a predicted model, not a curated record. Gene Ontology annotation, biological process: protein histidyl modification to diphthamide.
AGAGAAAAAAGUUGUCUUGUCUUUGCAGAAUUUUUUUUUACUUCCUGAUUAGCAGCUGAUGCUACAACAUUCAUUCGGCGGUCCCCUCGCCAAUCUGAGGUCUGAUAUUGAGUAUUUUUUAUGAGGAUAGUAGGAGUUCACUGAUCUGAUUAAUAAGAGUUUUUUUGCCUGGUAGAGGCUGGUCUGGGGUCUGAUAGACUAUAAUAAAAACAUUACAACAAAAAAUAUAUAUUUUUUUUAAUUUGCAUUUUUCCAGCAUGGUAGAAGAGCUUGUGGAUCUUGAGGCAGUGUAGUCUAAAUAUAAUUUGUUUUAGCACUGCUGCAUGCGUUACAGCUAUACCUAAACAGCCUCUAGUGUUUUAUGUCACACACUCAUAGAGGAAAAAAUGGCAACUGCCUUAUUCAGUAGUAGUGGAGAAGAGGUCAUCAGUCGAAACAUUGAUAUUGCCCAAGCAGAUAUCCAAAGCAGUCCUGAGAAAGAGCUGGAUGAAUUCUAUGAAACUGAAAAAACUGUUGAAUUUAUCCAAAGAAAUGCAGCACAAAAGGUUGCUUUGCAGUUCUCUGAUGAUCUUUUAGUUGAUUCUGUGACAGUGGCCCGAAAGCUGGAAGAGGCCACAGGCGCUAAGACUUAUAUCCUUGGAGACACUUCAUAUGGCAGCUGCUGUGUGGAUGAAGUAGCUGCAGAACAUGUUAAAGCAAAUGUCCUUGUCCAUUAUGGCCGUGCCUGUCUCAGCCCAUGCUGCCGACUUCCUGUCUUUUAUGUAUUUGGACGGAAAGCAGUUAAUGUAGAUCUUUGUGCAGAAGCAUUCCUGAGCCAAUACCUAGACACUGAUUGUCAUGUGGUUGUACUGAGUGAUGUGGUGUAUGACCAUGCUCUAGGUGAAUUGAAGAAAAGGAUAGAAUCUGCAUAUCCUAAUGUUAUUUUUUCCAAACUAUCCUUAUGUGGUGGAACAGCAUCUCCAGAUGAAAUUGUUAAAUUUGGACGCAGAUUUUCUCCAGAUUUAAGCCUUUGGCCAGAAUCCUAUAGUAUUUUCUAUGUUGGUGGCGAGGGUUCAACUCUUAGCAACCUCAUGUUGACUUGGCCACGCUGCACAUUCUUUAGCUUUAACCCUGAUACAGGAGAGGGCAGGACAGAGGGACUCCAUAUAAACCGUGCUUUAAUGAAACGUUUUUACCUCAUUGAAAGGGCCCGAGAUGCCAACGUUGUUGGUAUUCUAGUUGGAACAUUGGGUGUCUCUGAUUACCUCUUGGCAAUAAAACAUCUGCAAAACAUUAUCCAUCUUGCUGGCAAAAAGAGUUACAUGUUUUCUGUGGGAAAGCUAAACCCAGCCAAGUUGGCCAAUUUUCCAGAAAUAGAUGUAUUUGUACUGGUGGCCUGUCCUGAGAACGCUAUGCUUGAUUCCAGUGAGUUCUACAAGCCUGUAGUGACUCCUGACGAGAUGGAAGUGGCCUGUAAUCCAGCACGGGAGUGGCAUGGCUAUUGUAUCACAAAUUUUAGAGAGCUACUUCCAGGUGGUUCUGCCUAUGUGGAGUUCCCAGAGACUGAUCCAUCUGAUGCACACCAUACAGAUGUAUCUUUGAUCACAGGAAACCUUCGUUCUUCACACCUUACUGUAACAGAGACCCCACAGAAGGAUUUAGAAACAUCUUUGGUGCAACGGAACAGCACAACUGCUUUGACUCAGAUGAAUUCUGCAGCAUCCUAUUUGGCCUCCCGUAGCUGGCAGGGACUAGAUAAGGCAUUGGGCCAGACUCCAGUGGUAAAGGCUGUAGAAGGUCGCAAGGGCAUUGCUAUAGCAUAUGAAGAUGAAAUUUGCAGCUGAGAAGAAUAAGUCUGCAAGUAAGAAGAAAGCAGAGCUACAAGAAGUGCUGUUCCCCUGCACAAAAAGAUUGUCACCAGAGAUGCAGUGCAUCCACAAAAAGUAGUAAAAGAGGAGAGCACUCAAAUGCAGUCUUACUUCUGCAGAAUUGCUUUAUUGCCGACUACCAGUGUUUUUGGUAGUCAGCAAUAAAGCAAUUCUGCAGCCGUAAGUCUGCAUUUGAGUGCUCUCUUUUACUACUUUUUAUGGAUGCACUGUCUGACCUACAGGAAGUCUGAGAGGAUUGACGCACAUGGAUCUGCUGCUUUAGUAAAGCGCUGGAAUCUCUAAAACCAGAGAUGCAGUAUUGCAGAGACUGGUUCAGGAGCUAUACAGAGGGCAACAUUAGCUUUUUUUUUUUUCUUCAACCAGUGGUGCUUAUGAAUAUUUAGGAGAAUGUAAAACAAUGGAAAGUUUGUAGUACAAGUUGCAGAUUUUCCUAUUGAACAGCCUAGGAGAGGGAGAGUUCAGCAGAACUGAUUUAUUUGGCUCUCAUGUAACUUCAUUUUCACAUUAUUUGAAUGCCAAGUAAUGCCCAUUGCAAGCAGUCAAAUCUGACUAAUUUCAAGGUGUAAAAGACUGUACCAGGCUUAAAAAGAAAAGAACGCUUUGUAGAAAGGAACUGCUAACGUAAUUUCAAGAGGUUAAUACAGAUAGGGUUAUGUAACCUAUUUAAAGACUUCAGUGUAUUUUUUUGAAGCAGGUGCAUAAAUGGAUGUUACUGAAUCCCACAACAUUUCUGUAAGCCACACCAACCCACUCACCCAGUUCAGCCUGUCUAAAAUUAAUUUAAACCUUGAUGAAGAAAAUGAUUUUUAAUUGGUGGUCUGUAUCAUCUGUUGGUUUGAAUACUUAACCUUGGCCCGCCCAUUGCAUUAGUGCUAUAUUUGCUUAUGGACAGUGAGAACUGAAAACUCUUAACAGGAUAAAAAAAAAAAUGAAUGGAAAAUUGUGGCAGGGCCCCGUAUUGAUGCUUUUCAGCCCAAAAAUUGGAGUUUUUUGAGCUUUAGAUAGCCAGUACUAGCUCUGUCUUGUAUUUUACAAUUAAGUGAAUGAGAAAUGGCAGAGAGGUACAGAUCUAUAUAUCGCAAAAGAAACACUCUUCAGAAGUGGAUAGGUCCAAACAGAAUGGGCAAAUAAAGCUUAAUAAAUACUAAGCCUCCAAAUCAUGUAUACUUGGCCCCUCAAGUAUAGUACAGCAGGGCAAUUAUAGUGACAGUAUAUGUACUUUCAGUGGUGUUUAACACAUUGUUCAAGCUUUGUGUGCAUUGGAAAUUUUUAGGUGUUUUGAUGUGUGAGCAGAGUAGCUUUCAGGGGGACAUGUAUUAGAGCUCUCCUCAUUAUCAUCAGAGCCCUGAAAAUCUAUAUUUUGUAUGGUUUACUAAACCAUGAUUGUGUACGCAAGAUCAUUUUACUGCAUAAAAGAUCCUUUUUCAAUACACAGUCAUAAAGGGAUUAGAGGGAACAUUGUUUAGAUUAUUUCAGGCUUUUUGGGUUCAGGCAUUUUUUUUAGUUUCACCUCCUUUUCAAAAAUUACUUGUAGAUACAUGAAAACAACCUUUCAGGUGACCCUGCUACUUCAGAGAUAGCCAAAAACAUUAAAUCUGUAGAAAUAAUUUUCUCUGCAUGCAAAUAACUUUUAAUUUGCAUUUGCAUAUUGUUCUUGUGUGUGACCAAACAUUUUUCGUACAAAGUACAAGAAAUGCACAUUUUAUUUUCAGCCUCUUUUAGGAAAGUGUCCUAUGUAUUGCCAACAGAUGGCACUAUUGAUGUGAUUUGUACACUUUUGUUUGUUAAAAAAGACGACAUAAAUAUACCACAACAAAACAGUGUAAAAAAACAAACAAACGGACAUGGUUGCACACAAUGCUGGGCACCAGCUGGAUAAUAGAGUGAAGGGAUUAGUGCCAGGUUGUAAAGAAAUCCAGCACAAAAGCCCACAUCCAAGCAUGGCAGAGCUGUUUUGUGAAGCUGUGUGUGACGAUGUUUGGUAGGGCAAUAAUGGGCAAUUAUUAACGCAUUACUUAUACUCUAGCCAUGGGGGACACAGGGAAACAUUGUUUUGCAACAAUUUGUUAGUUGUCUGACAAAACCGAAAAAGAUAAUUAUCUUAUGUUGAAAAUAAUUGAAAAGCAAUAAAACUGGAAGCAUAGAUCUCUGUUGCCUGUGGUAAUUUUGACGUUUUGAGUUUAGAAUUAUACAAAUAUUUGGAUAUUUUAUCCAUAAAUAUUUUAUACAUAAAGAAAAGAUGCAUUAAAGGCUUAAAUAUAGGAAAAACAAAUUUAUUUAGUCAAUGUUUCACUUCUUGCUUGUACUAAGGAGGUACAGGUGCUAGGUCCCAAGGAGGUACAGAAACAAUGUUUUUUAUGAUUUAAGCUCCUUAAGUGCACAAUUUCAUUAUUAAUUAAGCAUUUAUUAUUGUUUAUUUAUAUAUGUGUAUGCGUAUAUAUAUAUAUAUAUCAGUCCUGAUGGUGUCUGCACUCCAAGGCUUUAGUAUUCUGUGGGGUGCACAGCCAAAAUCUGAGUUUAUUUCAUGCUAUAUAUAUUAUAUAUAUAUAUAUAUAUAUAUAUAUAAUAUAUAUAAUGUGUGUGCAAUUGUGCCGUUUUUUAUUAAAGCUAGUGCAUUUUUAUACAAAUACUGAGAUGCCUGUGAAGCUGUGCCUCAAAUGAGCACUAUUUUAACACCAAUGGUUAAAUCGUAUGGUUCAGGUAAAAACAACAAAUGUGUAAUUUGUAAUUAAGUUAGCAGUGCUAUGCCCAGAAGCCCAUAUGCUGGAGAUGACUCUUAGUUUUGUCGAAAGCCCUUUUUGAUUCAUUGUUCAUAAAAGAGCAUUAUCACCUUUGUGGAAAGAUAAAGAUAAGGGAUUUCUUGGUACAUAUCUUGGAAAUAUUACCUGUGCCAUGCAUAAAAAUGAAAUGAAAGUAUUUAAAGAAGGGAAAUUAUUGGAUGGUAGUCUCUUUUUAUCUAGGUUGGGUAUGGCUGUUUCAUUUUUUGAUUGGAGGGUUAUAUUCUAGGGAUUCCGGUUGUACCCUUACCAAAAGUUCUAUCUUGGGGCCCACCUACCUAGUAUUUCACCACCAGGAGAGAAAUCUAAAAGAAACAUGUCAUUUUUUUCCCUCUUCAUUGUUAUAUAGCAGUAAUUCACUGGGUGUGAUAAAAACAUUUAUUUCUUUCAUCAAGAUAAGGAAACUAAUAUGUAUAUUUCUGUAAAUGUUUACAAUUCGCUUAUUAAAAUUUUAAUGGUC